Molecule: messenger RNA, 3275 nt
Organism: Harpegnathos saltator (Jerdon's jumping ant)
Lineage: Eukaryota; Metazoa; Arthropoda; Insecta; Hymenoptera; Formicidae
Gene: Jhbp2
Product: Juvenile hormone binding protein 2
Exons: 4
Coding region: 185-940 (251 amino acids)
Biological process (GO): multicellular organismal reproductive process
Source: RefSeq, a predicted model, not a curated record
CCAGCCGCAUCCCUGUCCGCCGAUCACUCCACAUCGAGAAACCCGAUCGAUACCGUGAGUUCACCGCCGGCCCCGGGCCACGAAGUUGACCGUGACUAGAGAGAAGAAAGAAAGGCAGGAAGGACGAAAAGAGAACGGGUAGCAGCAACGAGCUGUCGCCACUGCCGCCGAAGUAGCCGAAAAGAUGAGGAGUGCCGUAUUAUUGUGCGCGUGUUCGCUGCUGAUCAGCGUCGGAGCCGUCGGCAGGUACAGAGGCCUGGAGUUCUUGGAGUCAUGUUCCAAGAGGGACCCGAGGCUGGAAGCCUGCCUAGCCAGGUCGGCCAACGUACUCACCGAGCACUUCCGUCAAGGUCUCCCGCAGCUGGGCUAUUCGGAAGUAGAGCCGAUCAUCUUGGACGAGUUGCACAUUGCACUCGGUGGCGGUCCAGACGGCUACAGGGCGCAAUUCAAGGAUAUCACCGCGAAGGGGGUCUCCGCCCUGCGAGUGACCGGCCUGAGGACGCGGCUGAGCGACGACGAGGUGCAGCUGCAAUUGGCGCUCAGCAUUCCCAAAAUCAGAGCGGCCGCCAGGUACCGGUCCAGCGGGACCUUAAUCUUGGUGAAGGCUAGCGGCGCCGGGGACUACUGGGGCGAAUACGAUGGCGUUAAGGCCAAAGUCUUCAUCAGGGCGAAGCCGUUUUUGGUCCAGGGCCGCCGUUACCUCAGGCUGCAGCAACUGAAGAUGGACUUUAGCGUGCAGAACAUUAAGAUGGGAGUCGAGAAUGUGCGCGACAGCAAUCCUAUACUACUGGCGGCGCUGAAUCUCUUCAUCAACAGCAACAGCCAGGAGUUGCUGAAGGAGAUGAAACCGGACCUGAGGCGGAAGCUGGUGCAGGUGAUGUCGGCUUUCGUGGAGAAACUGUUCGCGCAAGUGCCGUACGAUGCCUGGAUCACGGAUUAAGAUGCCGGCAACCGACGGAUCGCCGCGGUAGCGAAACUCGAUCGUCGUCAACUUGGAGAGAGAGAGAGAGAGAGAGAGGGAGAGACAGAGAGAGAGAGAGAGAGAGAGAGAGGGGGGGGGAGGGGAGAGAAAGAGAGAAAAAACGAGGGCCCGAGGCGACGAAAACAUUGUUUCCGUCACACAAUGGACGAUAAUCUCGUUGCGCUAAUUGCAACGGAAAUACCGGGCGAGAAUGCGCGACAUGGGCGAGCGAUUAGCCGAGCGAUUAUUCUCGGCGAUUAUUUCCGAGUGUGUCUCGCGAGGAGAAAAACAAUACGUGCAACAAUCGAUGGUCUCCGAUAUAAUAAUUGUCUGGGCGCGCGUCCGAGAAGCGUCCGGCGGGGGAGGGGGGGAGGGGGGGGGGCGUUCUGCUUCGUGCGAUUGUCGCGUCGCACAUACACGAUACAGGGUAUUCCGUAAGAUCCGGCAAGUUUAAGGCUCGCGCGCGAGCGAGAUUCGACUUUGCCUUUGCGGAAGCGUUCUAACAUACAUAUCUGCAUAACGAUGAUCCGAGUAACAUGACAUAAUUGCGCACGCACGCACGCACGCACGCACUGCACGCCUGCAAUUUAAGGGAGAACGCCGUGACCGUGAGACGACGAUGGAUGAUUACCCUGGCGUCCGCUUGAUGAUUCACUCGUUCACUCGUCUGAUUGACGGGCGUCGGCCCGUCGACGUGAAAGAGCAUGACCGUGAAGACCUAUUAUUGUCACUCGAAUCACACUCAGUUCUGCGUGCUCUGGGCGUGCGUACGUGAUUGUAUCACUGGGCCAGGUGGUUAUAACCCAAGUCCGCCUACACCGUCACUCGGUGUAACACUCGCGCGCGUCAUUUUAUUCGGAACUUAACUCAGAGAUAGGUGAGAUUUGCUGAAUCCGAGGGAUUUCUAAUUUUAGGUGUAUACGUAAGUUUUUUACUUUCACCAUGUAUGUACAUAUCGCAUAUGUCAUCCUUUAUCUCCAGUAUUACCAGAGAGGAAAGAAUAAAGAGGAAAAAAGCAUGCUAUCGCUGCAGGGGUGAAUGAUGCCGUUCGACCGCGUCCCGCUUCAGUCAACCGGGAAAAGAGAACGCGGUGCUUGGCUUGAUUUAUUCGUCGGCUCAUAUUCUGAACUCUCUUUCAUCAUUAAAAGUGGCUUAUGAUAAGCCUGCUGAUUGGCUGUAAGCCGCUUUUACAGUCGGUACAGUUUUAGCGAUGAAAGAGAGUUCAGAAUAUGGGCCAUCGUUUCAUCCAUCGCGCAUCUUCGUUGCGCCAUCGUUCCGAGUCCCUCUCCGGACGGAGCACUUGCGACGUCGUCGUGAUUAAUGUUGUAACCUCCUGUUGCUGACAAAGCUCGAGUUCAAGGCGUUCCACCGCGCGGAUUGCGCGUUCGCGGGAUUCGCGAAUUCGUCUCCGCACGUACCGCGAGUCCGCGCGGGGACCGAUCGAUUGGAAAUUCAGCACAUAUAUCUCGGCGGUGCAGUUUUUCCGCUUCGCUCCGCAAAAUUGCGUCAUUUGCAUUCCCGCGACGCUUGUCGCGACGAGGUGUCGCGCGGCACGCUGAUGUGAUAAAUGAGAGUCCGCGAGAAGAGCACGCGACACUCCGCAGAACGGCAGGGUGAAUAAUUGGAAACCGCGGGCUCACUUGCGCUCCGAACGAGACCGACCGAUCGACUCAUUGCGCGCGGCGAUCAUCUUUUAGGAAGACGCGGAGAUGGGGGACGCGCAUUUCAAGCGCAUUUGAAGACCGGGACUCGAAUGUUUGUUAAUCGCGCGUUGCAUCUUCUCCGUGCGUCUCCUGUCAUAAAUCACUAAUGGUAUGUCGAGAGUAUCGGAUGUUUGACGCGAGUGCAUCGAUGAGUGCACCGCCAAUCGUAAUUCUAACGUGUCACUGUGUGCACGGUAAUUACAGAUUCAAGCGCAAAUAGGAUCGAUAAUUACAGAUCGAGAUUACAGAUAAAUGCGAAAAUCACUGCAGAAAAAUAAGUUCGAUUUGAACGAGCAUAAAUGGCAUAACAAUGCGAUACGAGCGAUUCUACGUCUACUUCUUCUCGGUCGGAAAAUCAUGUUUUUCUUCCGCAAGUUCGACAAAAAGAUGUAUUUACCUCAUGAUCAUCGUUGAUCAUAUUUAAUUGAGGUUGCCCAGACGAUAGAAUACGCAUGAUUGGUCCAUUAUCAGUUUUUCCUUACCUCGAUACAAGCUAUAUUUAGUUUCAAAAAUUGCGGACGAUCUAGAUCUAGUUUUGAGACGGUUUGUCGAUUCAAUUCUUUUUCGUUUGCGGAUGCCCUCUUCUUCCAUAGUCCUUCUUGCCAUGAUAA